Molecule: messenger RNA, 486 nt
Organism: Didymodactylos carnosus
Lineage: Eukaryota; Metazoa; Rotifera; Eurotatoria; Philodinida; Philodinidae
Source: the annotation of a GenBank genome assembly
AUGGAUAGAUCUAUUUCCUUCAACUCAUCGUCCGCAAUUCAAACAUUAUCAAUACAAUUUCCUAAUAUAAUAAAAGUGACAUCAUUCUCAAUCGAAGAAUUACAAGCUGUUGCCAAAUUUCGAGUUUUUGAAGUCGAAGAUCAAGUCGCAUACAUUCACACUCAUGUUGAUUGUAGCUAUCUUGAAGAACUACCUCGAUCACAACCAAAACUCGAUGAGAAUCGGAUAUUUUGUUUUAUUGCAACACAACUUAACAUGUCCGAUCGCGCACGUACAGAUAAAGACUUAUCUCAAGAACAAGCUAAUACUCUUUUUCAACAGAUUCAAUCACUUUCUCUGCCUAUGAAAAAAUUAAAAUCGCAGUUUUAUAUUCGAUAUAAUGAACAAUCUUCAAAUGCAACUAUUCUUGCUUCAAAUUCUUUGUAUCAAUACAAUGUUUAUUUGCAUUUACCAGAAAAAGAACGAAUGAAGAAUUUGUCACAUUAA